UCAGCAUCCUGCCAUCCCGGUAGAAGUCAACGUUCUUGGGGCGCUCAGCAGGCAGCGCAGUCUAACCCUUCCUUGCCACAGCCCAGCUGGCAGUCAGGCCCUGUGAGCCGAUCUGCGUUCUCCAGGGAGCAUUGCAGGCAGCACCCUGAACAAACCAGAAAAACAGCCCUCCUCUGCUCCGGAGCACAAGGAAGCAGGGUCCCACCCGCAUCUACCUUUCCUGAGCAAGGUCGGCUACCCCGGGCCGGAGUGCCUCCACUCUCUGGCUUCGCCCCUCCCCUCCAGAGGCCCGUCGCCACAGGUCUGUCUGGCUCCGCCCGAGGUCUACCUGCCGAGCCUGGUGGGUGGAGUGUCAACGGAGGAGUCUCCCUGUGUCCUGGACUCUGCACCCUUAGGUGCCUCUCGGAGGAGCCUCUCGGCGGAGCCUCGGUCUCUGCGCUGCCAUGGAAGGGUCCAGAUCCCCAUCGCCCCGGGAAGAGCUAGAGCUGGCGACACUGGAGGAGCAACCGGAAGAGCAGAUGCCUCUCAACAACCUCCAGGUGCAGCUUCGCUCCGCAGAGGACCCUAGCCCAGCCCAGGCUGACAAGAAAAGUCCCUGGAGUCCCUGUAACAAGACUGUGGUUGGGAAAUGUAAACUGUGGAUGGUCAUCGUCGCCAUUUUCGCGUGUUUCACUGUCGUGAUCAUUAUAAGCUUAUGCCUUAUAGGAGUGACUUACAUCGAUGAAGAUGAAAAUGAAAUACUCGAGUUAUCAUCAAACAAGACAUUCUUUAUCAUGCUCAAGAUUCCAGAGGAGUGUGCUAAUGAAGAGGAAUUGCAACACUUGCUCACUGAAAGGCUCACGGACAUGUAUAGACAGUCACCAGCUUUGGGUCGUUUUUUUACUUCUGCUGAUAUCAUGGACUUCAGUCUUGAAAAUGCCACGGUGACCUAUCACUUGCUGUUUGGAGUUCCAUCGGAUGAUGACGGCUUUAUGAAGCACAUGCUAAGUGAAGAGCUGGUGCUCGGCAUUAUGCGACAGAAUUUUCACGAUAAGAAUGUAUCGAGUUGUGAGAGGCUCGGGCUCGACCCAGAAUCUCUCCUGCUCUAUGAAUGAAGGGACCAGAAGGAGGAGACAGUCUUCCUACUGAUUCGGCACAGAUAUGAAGUCUGGUUCCACAGAUAUGAAGUCUCUCCAACUGCAGAAGGGCAGUUCAUCCUGUCCGAGCCAGGAUCAGGAGCUAGAGGAGGUCUGGGGCAGGUCAAAGAUCCCACAGUGUGAGGUUCCUGCUGUCUUGGAAGCACUGGCUGCUGCUGUCAGCACACAGAUGUUUUUCCUGUAGUGCAAAGAUAUACCAGGCUUUGUUUUAGGUAGGUUCUGUCAGCCCGUGCUGAUGGGUCGAGGAGAAGCAGCUAGUCAAGGCAGGGAGGGAGAACCAACCAAUUGUUCACUGAAGCCCCUCCCCACCCCCAAUCAUAUUUGACUGACUUUUAAGCCAGGGUGGAAGGUAGGGGAAGGCAGUUCCAAGAGUAGCUCUUCAUCUGCUUCUAGCACCUAUACUUGAGUGGAUGGACAACUGAACUCAGCAAAGUGACAUAUUACCAACAUGUUACAUAUAGAAAUGGGACCAACUUGUCUUUUUUUUUCUAUUUUUUAAAAAUUUUUAUUAAUUACACUUUAUUCACUUUCUAUCCCCCUGUAGCUCCCUCUCUCCUCUCCUUCCAAUCCCACCCUCC
Psammomys obesus (fat sand rat) is the source of this 1714-nucleotide messenger RNA. RefSeq names its product chromosome unknown C3orf52 homolog (gene CUNH3orf52). Lineage: Eukaryota; Metazoa; Chordata; Mammalia; Rodentia; Muridae. The record is from RefSeq and is a predicted model, not a curated record. The transcript has 6 exons. The coding region runs from base 444 to 1094 and encodes 216 amino acids.